CUCUCUCUCUCCCCUUGCCGGUGAGGACCACCGUGGCCUUGGCGUUUCCUCUCAAGGUUGGUGGCACUUCUCCUCUGGAACGAACUUAACUAAUCCUAUUACAAGGCUAGCUAGCUUGGCAGUAGCUAUAUAUAACUACCCCCCGUCCAUUGCCAUUGUUUCCUUGCACCCCAUCACCGGCAACAACCUCAUCCCCCUCGACUCCAUCGACUCCAUCGUUUCCCCUCGCCUCCUGCUCCCUCCCAUCAAUUAUCGCUAGUUGUGUGUAGCAUUUCACUCCAGCUAUAGUAGUGUCUUCUUUAUCUAUCCUAUAGUGAUCUCUGUGUGCGUGAACCGAUCCACCAUGAGCAUCUCCGUGAAUGGGCAGUCGGUGGUGCCGCCGGGGUUCCGGUUCCACCCAACGGAGGAGGAGCUGCUCACCUACUACCUCGCCAAGAAGGUGGCGUCCCAGCGCAUCGACCUCGACGUCAUCCGCGACGUCGAUCUCAACAAGCUCGAGCCAUGGGACAUCCAAGAGCGGUGCCGGAUCGGAACUGGCCCGCAGAACGACUGGUAUCUGUUCAGCCACAAGGACAAGAAGUACCCGACGGGGACACGCACCAACCGCGCCACCGCCGCCGGGUUCUGGAAGGCCACCGGCCGGGACAAGGCCAUCUACUCCGCCGCCGGGUCCGGCCGCAUCGGCAUGCGCAAGACGCUCGUCUUCUACAAGGGCCGCGCCCCGCACGGCCACAAGUCCGACUGGAUCAUGCACGAGUACCGCCUCGACGACGCCGCACCCGUCAACCCCACGGCCGGCGAGGCCACCUACUACUCCAGUGACUCAUUCCCGAUACAAGGCCUAGCCGGCGAACAGCCGUCGGCGCCGGAGGAUGGGUGGGUCAUCUGCCGGGUGUUCAAGAAGAAGAACAUCGUCGUGCAGCGCCAAGCUGGCCAGAACCGCGGCGGUGGCGGCGCAGCGUUCAGCAAGCUAGUCGGCGCCGGUGCCAUGGAGAGCAGCCAGAGCAACUGCUCGUCGACGUUGACGGCUGGCAGCGACCGCGCCAAGGCGCAGAUGAUGCACUGCUCCGCCAGCGACGACGGGCUCGACCACAUCCUCAGCUACAUGGGCCGCUCAUCCACGGCAUCGUGCAGGCAGGAGACCAAGCCCACCAACCCAUCAUCGUCAGCGUUGGACCACCUGAUCAACAGCGCGUGCCACAGCGGCAGCAGCACCCUGUACGACAAGUUCAUGAAGCUCCCGCCGCUCGAGCACGUCGUCCCCAACGGGAUCCUUCCGCCGCCGGCCGAGUACGGCGGCGACUGGGACGAUCUUGACCGGCUGACGGCGUACGAGCUCAACAGCCUCUCUGACCCCACGUUGGUCAAGACGACGAACGGCAUGUCCUAUAUCGCCGACGAGCUCGGUGGCGCCACCUCCUACUCUGGCGGUGUCUCGCUGUACACUCCCUCCGUCACCGGGGCCGGCGACGGCGACCUGUGGAGCCUGACGCGGCCGGUGUCCAUCGCUACACGCAGACUUGACGAGGUCCUGUUUUAAGGCUGUCGGAUGCUGACACUGUCCUAGCGGACCAAACUAGCCUUUUUUUCUAUAAGGAAAAUUUUCAUAUAUCAAGCUAAUACCAUCGCACCAAAUGAAUGUGUAGAUUCUAGUACUCCUGAACUAAAACCACAACGAGAAUUAUCAUAUGGAGGGUGUACAUAGGAAGAUGCAAGAGUCAGUGCGUCUAAACGAAAGGUGUCAUACAGAAAAAGUAAAAGUGGAUAUAAAUAACCUAAGACAGAGGAGGUCCUAUCCAAAGACAAUAUUACAUGUCCUACGGAAAAGUAGAAGUAGAUAUAAAUAACCUAAGAUGAUGGAGAACACCUCCCCCUAGUGCCUCUUCAUCCCGACCCCUUUAUAUAUCCCCUCCCCAGCCCAUCCAUGAAUAUGCGGGAACUUUCGCACCCCUGCCCCAUCAACUUUGUUGCACCGAUGACCAUGUGUGGGUAGCGCUCCUUGGACUAUGGGUUCAAAGCAAUAGCUU
Triticum aestivum (bread wheat) is the source of this 2027-nucleotide messenger RNA. RefSeq names its product NAC domain-containing protein 43. The transcript has 3 exons. NCBI's taxonomy places the organism in Eukaryota, Viridiplantae, Streptophyta, Magnoliopsida, Poales, Poaceae. Gene Ontology annotation, molecular function: DNA binding. Gene Ontology annotation, biological process: regulation of DNA-templated transcription. The record is from RefSeq and is a predicted model, not a curated record. Bases 344 to 1540 code for a protein of 398 amino acids.